Molecule: messenger RNA, 2179 nt
Organism: Ochotona curzoniae (black-lipped pika)
Lineage: Eukaryota; Metazoa; Chordata; Mammalia; Lagomorpha; Ochotonidae
Gene: HINFP
Product: histone H4 transcription factor
Exons: 10
Coding region: 187-1734 (515 amino acids)
Biological process (GO): regulation of transcription by RNA polymerase II; anatomical structure development
Molecular function (GO): RNA polymerase II cis-regulatory region sequence-specific DNA binding; DNA-binding transcription factor activity, RNA polymerase II-specific
Source: RefSeq, a predicted model, not a curated record
UCGAGGCUCGGCCGCGUCGGCCGGCGGGACGUGCGCUCCACGGCGGUCGCGGGACCCUUUUCCAGAGCCGUCUCGGCGAGGCCCCUUCUUGCAGCUCGACCACGCUCAUCUCUGUGUGGCCCUCACCUGGAUUCGAACCUCGCUGCUGCCCCCGUCGCGGGGCUUCUCGGCGAGACCCGGAAGGCCAUGCCACCUCCUGGGAAAGUUCCCCGGAAGGAGAACCUGGGGCUCCAGUGCGAGUGGGGCUCCUGCUCCUUUGUGUGCUCCGCCAUGGAGGAAUUCUGCGAGCAUGUCACUCAGCACCUGCAACAGCACCUGCAUGGUUCCCGGGAGGAGGAAGAGGAGGAUGACCCACUCGGGGAAGAAUUCUCCUGCCUAUGGCAGGAGUGUGGCUUUUGCUCUCUGGACAGCUCUGCCGACCUCAUCCGUCAUGUCUACUUCCACUGCUACCACACCAAGCUCAAGCAGUGGGGGCUGCAGGCUCUGCAGAGCCAGGCGGACCUCAGCCCCUGUGUGCUGGACUUCCAGAGCCGCAACAUCAUCCCCGACAUCCCCGACCACUUCCUGUGCCUGUGGGAGUACUGCGAGAGCACCUUCGACAACCCCGAGUGGUUCUAUCGGCAUGUGGAAGCACACAGCCUGUGCUAUGAAUACAAAGCAGUUGGCAAGGACAACCAUGUGGUGCUGUGUGGCUGGAAAGGCUGUUCCUGUACCUUCAAGGACCGCUGUAAGCUUCGAGAGCACCUCCGCAGCCACACCCAGGAGAAGGUGGUGGCCUGCCCCACCUGCGGGGGCAUGUUUGCCAACAACACCAAGUUCUUGGAUCACAUCCGCCGCCAGACCUCUCUGGAUCAGCAGCGCUUCCAGUGCUCUCACUGCUCCAAGAGGUUUGCCACGGAGCGGCUGCUGCGGGACCACAUGCGCAACCAUGUCAAUCACUACAAGUGCCCCCUGUGUGACAUGACGUGCCCGCUGCCUUCCUCCCUCCGCAAUCACAUGCGCUUCCGCCACAGUGAGGACCGUCCCUUUAAAUGUGACUGUUGUGACUACAGCUGCAAGAACCUCAUUGACCUCCGAAAGCACCUGGAAACCCACAGCAAGGAGCCAGCCUACAGGUGUGACUUUGAGAGCUGCACUUUCAGUGCCCGAUCCCUCUGCUCCGUGAAGUCCCAUUACCGCAAAGUGCAUGAAGGGGAUUCGGAACCAAGGUACAAAUGUCAUGUGUGUGAAAAGUGCUUCACGCGGGGCAAUAGCCUCACCGUGCACCUUCGGCAGAAGCAUCAGUUCAAGUGGCCCUCAGGGCACCCCCGUUUCCGGUACAAGGAACACGAAGAUGGCUACAUGCGGCUGCAGCUGGUUCGCUAUGAGAGCGUAGAGCUGACGCAGCAGCUGCUGCAGCAGCCGCAAGAAGGAGCAGACCUGGUGGACUCAGCCCUAAAUGAGAGCAGCCUGCAGGACCUCAUUCUAGAAACAGUGCCAGGGGAGCCGGGCUCCAAGGACGAGGAAGAGGUGGGCAGGGCUGGUGAGGGGACAGUGCCCUUAGCCCCUCAGGACAGCACCAGCCCUGCCAUGCACCUGGUGAAUCAGACCAAGUCCCAGGACCAGCAAGAGAUUGUCUACUAUAUGCUGGCUGAAGCCCCUGGCGAGCCGCCGCCAGCUCCAGAGCUUCCCUCCGAAGGUGUCAUGGAAAAGCUUCAAGACAUGGCUAAGGAGCCAGAGGACCUCACAGCGUGAAGGCUGUGGAGUGUGACCGUGUCCAUCCUGGGCCCUGGAGCUGUGCUAGGGCAGGUCCCCUGGUGGGCAGCUCUUGCUAAUGGGUACCUUUAGGAGUGGUUCUGAGAGCAGGGUGCUGUCCCCCACCUCCAGCCCCGCUCCAGGCUGGCAUCAGCCUUCGAACUCUAAGUGCUUCCCUUUGGCAAUAGACUACGUUUUGUGGGAGAUCCUGAGUUAUCUGGGUUCUUUGAAGGGAUCCUGGGUGUGUGUGUCCUCGUAUAGGGAGCUCUAAUCACGUUUAUCUCCUUAGCCAUGCUAGACCACGAUUAAACCCGUUCUCACAUUCAGUUCCCUGCCACAUCCCUACAAGGGCUUCUCGUUGCCACCAGCCAAGGCAUUAAGAACCAGGCAUGCAGUUCUCUCCUGACCAUCUUCCUGCAACACCAAGGACUGUUAUGGUCAUCCU